Thrips palmi is the source of this 940-nucleotide messenger RNA. Its product is annotated as L-xylulose reductase. Bases 101 to 853 code for a protein of 250 amino acids. Gene Ontology annotation, molecular function: carbonyl reductase (NADPH) activity; L-xylulose reductase (NADPH) activity. The record is from RefSeq and is a predicted model, not a curated record. Gene Ontology annotation, biological process: glucose metabolic process; xylulose metabolic process. Lineage: Eukaryota; Metazoa; Arthropoda; Insecta; Thysanoptera; Thripidae. The transcript is spliced from 5 exons.
CGCGUCGCCCGGGGCAGCAGCAGCAGCCGGGUCCUCCUUCGCGUCCUCCCUCGCAUUCUGUCCCAACCGGUCGAGCCGCACGGACGCCGAGUCGAGCACCAUGGCGACAUCAUUCGACUUCUCCGGCAAGCGCGUCGUCGUCACUGGCGCCGGCAGGGGCAUCGGGCGCGACCUUGUGAUCGCCCUGGUGGCGGCCAAGGCGCAGGUGGUGGCCGUGUCCCGCACCCAGGCGCACCUGGACUCGCUCGCCGCCCAGCUGGGCGCGACCGCCAAGGCCUCCCUGCAGACCGUCGCCGUGGACCUGGGCGACUGGGACGCCACGCGCGCCGCCCUCGCCAACCUGGGCCCCGUCGACGGGCUGGUCAACAACGCCGGCGUCGCCUGCCUCGAGAACUUCCUGGAGAUGACUAAGGAGGGCCUUAACACCACCCUCGACGUGAACCUGUCCGGCGUCCUCAACGUCAGCCAGCUCGUCGCCCAGGGCAUGGUGAAGAGAGGCAAGGGGGGAAGCAUCGUCAACGUCUCCUCGCAGGCUUCCAUGGCGGCCCUCGCUAGCCACACGGCCUACGCCGCCUCCAAGGCCGGCGUGGAUAUGGCGUCGCGCGUCAUGGCCCUGGAGCUCGGCAAGCACAACAUCCGCGUCAACUGCGUCAACCCCACCGUGGUGCUCACCGACAUGAGCAUGCACUGGCUGGACCCCGUCAAGGGUGGCCCCAUGAUGUCCAAGAUCCCCCUCGGCCGAUUCGCCGAAGUCAAGGAGGUGGUGGAUGCUAUCCUGUUCCUCCUUAGCGACAACGCUGCCAUGAUAAACGCUGUGACCCUCCCUGUGGAUGGAGGAUUCCUCUCAACGUAAUGAGUAAGGUUGUGGGUGUGUAAAUUUAAUAAUAAAAUAAAGAUGAGAAGACAAAAUUCUCUGAUCUCUCUAAGGGAGGGGAAAUAA